CGGUUUUUCAAUGUGAACAUCACACUGACUACCGGACUUUUGCCACCUCAAACCCUAAUAAAUACUAUUAAAAAACCUGACAUCGAAAACUUUAUUGCGAAAAUAUGUGAUCUAAAUAUGUCCUCCCCCCGAUCUCUGCAAAUACUAUCUCAUAUGUUUAUACUUAGGGUUUUCACUGAUCUUCAGCGUCUCUUUGCGCGCAUCUCCAGUUCCACUUUAUUCAGCUUCUAGUCUGUCCGAGCUAGGCUUUUGCAGGUUGUCAUUACUUAGGUAUAAAAGUUUGAACUUUGAAGUAGUAUCUCGAUCAUUAUACUGUUAACUACUGUUGAUUAAGACAACUUUACAGUGAGAGCAUACUUCUUUUAGAACAGACUCUUGCUACUAAUGUACAACCUCAGGCUAUAGGAUUUUGGAAGGAAAUGGUCGAAAAAGUUGUUGCUCCUAGUGAAUUACACUUGAAAAAGGAACUCUCCGCUCUUCAGAAGGCGCGAUUUUUGCGUGAUCCUGAAACAUGUUCUUCUUGGAGAUCUCCUCUUAGUUCUAAAUCUGUUUCUGCGUAUCAUUUUUGUCAUGAUAAUAAAAUAAGGUACAUUUCAACUGGAGAAAAAAUAGCUAGUGGAUUGCCCAAAAUACCUCAUAGGCAUGAGAAAAAAAGAAAAAAUGUGUACCUUUGUAAUUGGAAAAAUCAUUCUAGUAUAUCCCGUGAAAGUGGAAUAAAGUUCAAUGAGGAUGAGAAGCAACUAUAUGUUGGGUGCAGUUCUGAAGACGAGCUCAGCAAUUCUGAAAAUGAAGAGACUGUAGGUGACAGAAAACUUGUGCCCACUGGCGCUACAAACGUUUGUAAUAUCAGAGGCAGAAAUCUUACUACUCCACUGAGAAGCUCUGCUUCAAGGUUGAAAAGAACUGCUAAUUCAAAAAGACAGGGUGUAAAGCAUUCAUCAAUUACAAAGCGGAUAAACCUGCCAAUUAGCCCCUUGGGAGUUCUCAGCUCAAUUGAACAAUCUGAUGAUACAGAGUAUUGUAAUUCUGAAGAUGCACAUGAUCUUGGAUUUGAUCUGCUUUGUAAAGCUGCAUACCAUUCUCCCUCUGCAUCACCAUUGUUCCCUGGAUCUGGAUGUGCAAACUGGUCCCGAACUUCUAAAUUAUUCAGAAGUGCUAGAAGAGAAGGUUCAUCUCACUCCUGUACUCCUGCAUCUACUAGCUCUUACUACAGGAAAAUAGGUCGGAAACCCAGUACUGUUGGAUCAUGCAGUGGAACAACUGCUUCUUUUGAAGGGGAUGGAUUUGAUCAGCUGGAUUUACCUGUGCGCCAAGGAUGUGGACUCCCUUGUUAUAGGUCAAUGAGAAAUAGAGAUGAAGGUUGUAGAGAAUGCAAUUCUCCAGCAUUAUCUGAUACUAUGAAAAAAGGAGGCUGCAUUUUCGGUAGAAGGCAGACAUUGUACAAUAAGCAGAGAUCAACUGGCUUCACCAAGCCUAAGCUCUUUUCUACUUCUCCUAAUGGAUUGCCUUUAUUAAAAAAUAACUGUGAUGAUACAUCAAGUGACGAGGUCUCUACAAAUUUAGUGGAGAUUGACUUGGAAGCAUUGAGCCGGUUAGACGGGAGAAGAUGGUCAAGCUGCAAGAGCCAAGAGGCAUUUGAAUUGGCAGAACCUGGAGAGAGAUCCUUGAACAAUGCAUAUAAUAAGAGCUUGAACCUCAUGCACAAGCCAAGGAAUUUUGAUGAAAUAGUUGGCCAGAACAUUGUUGUUCACUCUCUUAUGAAUGCUAUUCUGAAGGGAAGAAUAGCCCCUGCAUAUCUGUUCCAUGGUCCUCCUGGAACAGGAAAAAAAUCUGCUGCAAGGAUAUUUGCCACCGCACUAAAUUGUCUUGCUGCUGAAGGAAACAAACCAUGUUACUUGUGUAAGGAAUGCACUGCUUUUUAUGGAGAAAGUGGGUCCUUAGUGAUAGAAGCAAGCGUCUCCAAUAAGAAGAGUAUAGAGAGGCUUGGGUAUUUUAUGAAAAAUAUGACUACGACUUCAAGACAAUUGCAAUACAGGAUCUGCAUCAUCGAUGAAUGCCACUUGCUGACCUCUAAAAUGUGGUUUAAAUUUCUGAGAUAUCUUGAAAAGCCAAGUUCUCAUAUUGUAUUCAUUUUCAUUACAAUUAAUCAUGACCAUCUUCCACGGGCCAUUGUCUCUCGUGUUCAAAAAUAUAUCUUCUCCAAAAUCAAAGAUGUUGAUAUAAUAAGGCAACUGAGAAUGCUUGCUUCUGCAGAAAAUCUUGACAUUGAAAUGGAUGCUUUAAGUCUUAUUGCUAUGAAUGCUGAUGGUUCUCUUCAAAAUGCAGAAAAAAUAUUAUAUCAACUGGGUGCUCUUGGGAAAAAGAUAACUACUUCUCAUGUAAAUGAGCUGGUGGGGAUUAUUUCAGAUGAGAAAUUACUUAAUCUCCUUGAGGUGGCUAUGUCAUCAAAAACAAAAGAAACGGUGAAAAGGUCUAGAGAACUGAUGGAUUCUGGUGUUGAUCCAAUGUCCUUGUUGUCUCAAUUAGCUGGGCUUAUAAUGGACAUUAUUGGUGGCACUAAAAAGUUGGCUGAUUCAAACUUUGAUGAAGUUGGAGGACGAACUUGUAAGCAUAUCAACCAUCUUAUUUUAUUUUUUGUUCUGAUUAGCACUCUUAAGUUUAACUGGCACGAUAAGAAUGUAAACUUGCUAAAAUGUCCCAUACGAUUCUUUAGCUGUAACCUCACCAUGAACCAUAGACUGAUUCCUGUGUGCUGAACUAAUUUGUUUGCU
Molecule: messenger RNA, 2771 nt
Organism: Dendrobium catenatum
Lineage: Eukaryota; Viridiplantae; Streptophyta; Magnoliopsida; Asparagales; Orchidaceae
Product: protein STICHEL-like
Exons: 4
Coding region: 420-2756 (778 amino acids)
Biological process (GO): DNA repair; DNA-templated DNA replication
Cellular component (GO): nucleus; DNA polymerase III complex; DNA replication factor C complex
Molecular function (GO): DNA clamp loader activity; DNA-directed DNA polymerase activity; ATP binding
Source: RefSeq, a predicted model, not a curated record